This is a messenger RNA of Calidris pugnax (ruff), 1622 nucleotides long. RefSeq names its product NECAP endocytosis associated 2 (gene NECAP2). Lineage: Eukaryota; Metazoa; Chordata; Aves; Charadriiformes; Scolopacidae. Gene Ontology annotation, cellular component: membrane; clathrin vesicle coat. The transcript has 8 exons. Gene Ontology annotation, biological process: endocytosis. The record is from RefSeq and is a predicted model, not a curated record. Bases 53 to 853 code for a protein of 266 amino acids.
GAGAGGCCAGAGCGGCGGCGGCGGCGGGAGGAGGAGGAGGAGUUCCGCCGCGAUGGCGGCCAUGGCGGAGGAGGAGGAGUACGAGGCAGUGCUGUGCGUGAAGCCGGCGGUACACGUCUACCGGGUGCCGCCGCGGGCCUCCAACCGCGGCUACAGAGCUGCAGAGUGGCAGCUGGACCAGCCGGCGUGGAGCGGCAGGCUGCGCAUCACCGCCAAGGGCAAGCUGGCCUUCAUUAAGCUGGAAGACAAGACCUCAGGAGAACUCUUCGCCCAGGCGCCCGUGGAGCAGUUCCCUGGCAUCGCUGUGGAGAGUGUGACAGACUCCAGCAGAUAUUUUGUCCUCCGGAUCGAAGAUGGGAAUGGCCGCCGAGCUUUCAUCGGAGUCGGCUUUGUCGACCGAGGGGAUGCUUUUGACUUCAACGUGGCUCUCCAAGACCAUUUUAAAUGGGUGAGGCAGCAGAGUGAGCUGGCCAAACAGGCCGAGAACCCUGAGCAGGGACCCAAACUGGACCUGGGCUUCAAGGAGGGGCAAACCAUCAAACUCAACAUUGCGAAUAUGAAGAAAAAAGAAGGAGCAACGGGGAACACCAGGCCACGUCCCUCGAGUCUCGGGGGCCUGAGCUUGCUCCCCCCUCCUCCUGGAGGAAAAUCUUCAGCUCCAGUUUGUCCUCCAUCUGCCGGCUCCGCGCCCCACCAGCUGCCAGGCACCCCCAUCACAGACUCUCUCUUGGCCUGGCCACAGCCUCCUGCUGCUCCUUCCACCGCCACCACCGAUGUUUGGGGAGACUUUGCCAAAGCUUCAGGGUCAGCUUCUAACCCGACCCAGACAAACACAGGCUGGGUUCAGUUCUGAACCCCGGCCCCUCGUGUCCCCCCCCGGGUGCUGGGAUCAUCCUCACUCCUUCUGGACCAAAGCAGGGGGGGUUUGGGGGGACACCCCCCCUCCUGCCCUUAAAUAUCCAACCCCCCCACCCCCCCACGGCAUCGAAAUGCUGAAAUAAACCAAGAUGUGCCUUAAAACACUCCACGCCGGCGCCCUCCGCCUCGGGGAGGGGAAGGGGGGGCUUUAUUUUUAUUUUUCACCUGGAUGAACCUCGGAGGCUUCUCCUUCAAGAUAAAAAAAAGCCAUCAGCUUCAUCACCUCGUCUUAAUUAACGAGAGGGUGAGGAGGGGGGGACCCUCACUCUCAGCCCUGCCCUAAUUAAGGUCAUUUUGGAGGCGACGGAGCCUCCCGGGAGCCUUUUUCCUGGUGGAUUUGGGCUGGAUAAACCUUUUCCCUGGUGGGGGGUGUCCUCCUGGAGACACUUUGCUGGUGAAAAUCCAAACGAAAUGCCCCCCCCCUCCCCCCAAUAUUUUUUUUCUCAGUGCUUUUUUCUCUGCCCUGCAGCUGGGGGGGGAGGGGGCGGGGAAGCCAAACCGCUGCCUUUUUGAUGCUGAAAUCCUCAAUUCCUUACACCGGGAAGAUGUAUUUUUUCACCUCUAUUUUGAAGAGAGAGAUUUUUUUGGAGGGGUUGGUUGGUUGGGGGUUUUUUAUGAUUUUUUUUUUUUACUUCUGCGGAGAUUUUAUGAAGCGGUAUUUGCCAUGAAGGACAGCGCGGAGUCGGUCUCUUUGAGAUUCCUCU